Molecule: messenger RNA, 1617 nt
Organism: Cricetulus griseus (Chinese hamster)
Lineage: Eukaryota; Metazoa; Chordata; Mammalia; Rodentia; Cricetidae
Source: RefSeq, a predicted model, not a curated record
AUGCGUAGUCCCCACUCUGCUCGCGUCACGCGCGUGUCAAUCCGCUGUGCAGUCCCUACUCUGCUUCACGUCAUGCGCGUGUCAAUCCGCUGCUCGGUCCCCACUCUGCUCCCGUCACGCGUGUGUCAAUCCGCUGUGCAGUCCCUACUCUGCUUCACGUCAUGCGCGUGUCAAUCCGCUGCUCGGUCCCCACUCUGCUCCCGUCACGCGUGUGUCAAUCCGCUGUGCAGUCCCUACUCUGCUUCACGUCAUGCGCGUGUCAAUCCGCUGCUCGGUCCCCACUCUGCUCCCGUCACGCGUGUGUCAAUCCGCUGUGCAGUCCCUACUCUGCUUCACGUCAUGCGCGUGUCAAUCCGCUGCUCGGUCCCCACUCUGCUCCCGUCACGCGUGUGUCAAUCCGCUGUGCAGUCCCUACUCUGCUUCACGUCAUGCGCGUGUCAAUCCGCUGCUCGGUCCCCACUCUGCUCCCGUCACGCGUGUGUCAAUCCGCUGUGCAGUCCCUACUCUGCUUCACGUCAUGCGCGUGUCAAUCCGCUGCUCGGUCCCCACUCUGCUCCCGUCACGCGUGUGUCAAUCCGCUGUGCAGUCCCUACUCUGCUUCACGUCAUGCGCGUGUCAAUCCGCUGCUCGGUCCCCACUCUGCUCCCGUCACGCGUGUGUCAAUCCGCUGUGCAGUCCCUACUCUGCUUCACGUCAUGCGCGUGUCAAUCCGCUGCUCGGUCCCCACUCUGCUCCCGUCACGCGUGUGUCAAUCCGCUGUGCAGUCCCUACUCUGCUUCACGUCAUGCGCGUGUCAAUCCGCUGCUCGGUCCCCACUCUGCUCCCGUCACGCGUGUGUCAAUCCGCUGUGCAGUCCCUACUCUGCUUCACGUCAUGCGCGUGUCAAUCCGCUGCUCGGUCCCCACUCUGCUCCCGUCACGCGUGUGUCAAUCCGCUGUGCAGUCCCUACUCUGCUUCACGUCAUGCGCGUGUCAAUCCGCUGCUCGGUCCCCACUCUGCUCCCGUCACGCGUGUGUCAAUCCGCUGUGCAGUCCCUACUCUGCUUCACGUCAUGCGCGUGUCAAUCCGCUGCUCGGUCCCCACUCUGCUCCCGUCACGCGUGUGUCAAUCCGCUGUGCAGUCCCUACUCUGCUUCACGUCAUGCGCGUGUCAAUCCGCUGCUCGGUCCCCACUCUGCUCCCGUCACGCGUGUGUCAAUCCGCUGUGCAGUCCCUACUCUGCUUCACGUCAUGCGCGUGUCAAUCCGCUGCUCGGUCCCCACUCUGCUCCCGUCACGCGUGUGUCAAUCCGCUGUGCAGUCCCUACUCUGCUUCACGUCAUGCGCGUGUCAAUCCGCUGCUCGGUCCCCACUCUGCUCCCGUCACGCGUGUGUCAAUCCGCUGUGCAGUCCCUACUCUGCUUCACGUCAUGCGCGUGUCAAUCCGCUGCUCGGUCCCCACUCUGCUCCCGUCACGCGUGUGUCAAUCCGCUGUGCAGUCCCUACUCUGCUUCACGUCAUGCGCGUGUCAAUCCGCUGCUCGGUCCCCACUCUGCUCACGUCACGAGCGUGUCAGUCCGCUGUGCAGUCCCCACUCUGCUCGCGUCACACGCGUGUCAAUCUAUCUGGUUCUAGAGUAG